Messenger RNA from Durotheca rogersii, 1254 nucleotides. Its product is annotated as NAD(P)-binding protein. The transcript has 6 exons. NCBI's taxonomy places the organism in Eukaryota, Fungi, Ascomycota, Sordariomycetes, Xylariales, Xylariaceae. The record is from RefSeq and is a predicted model, not a curated record. Bases 1 to 1254 code for a protein of 417 amino acids. Gene Ontology annotation, molecular function: oxidoreductase activity.
AUGGAUGUUACCGGACACGCUUUCGUCAUCGGAGGCAGCGGGAUAGGCAAGGCGUGCGCUUUGGCCUUCGCGAAAUACGGCUCGCGCAGAAUCGUCGUCGCGGAUAUCAACCUCGAGGCCGCCGAAGCCGCUGUGGCCGCGUGCAGGGACGUGGCGCUGGAUGCAACCUUCCACGCAGAAGCUAUCGCGAUCGACGUUACUGCUGAAGAGUCGGUAAAGGCGGCGAUAGCACGCGCGCAAGAGGUGCUCGGGCGCAUCGACUACUGUGUAAACAGCGCCGGUGUCGCCGUUCGGACGGCUUGCGAGGUGGCCGAGGCUAACGUCGACGAAUUCGACGCCAUGCUUCGGGUCAACGUGGCUGGGCCGUUUUUGGUUACGCGCGCCAUGUCGGCCGUUAUGAAGUCUCAGAGCCCAAACCCCGUUGACCCGUCCUCGCAGAGUCGCGGGGUCACCCGCGGCGCCAUCGUCAACCUGGGCUCGGCCUCGUCAUUCGCCGCGACGCCCAGGAUGAUCCAGUACACGACAGCUAAGCAUGCAGUGGCCGGUUUGACAAAGAAUGCCGCACUCGAUAAUGCGGCUUACGGGAUCCGAGUGAACAGCGUGUGUCCGUCUUGGGUCGACACCCCGAUGGUUCGCCAGGCGAUGGUGGACGUGCCCAACUUGCGGGACAUGAUCGAAACCUCGGUCCCAUUGGGGCGCAUAGCGCUCGCGGAAGAAGUGGCCGAUGCGCUCGCCAGGCACAUCACUGGCCACAACGACGAGGGCAAGUCGGUCUUCCUGAGCUCCGACAAUGGUGACCACUACCGAAUCAUGGGAGAGAAGCAGGCCGUUGCCAACAUCCUCUACUCGACUCGGGAGACGCCUGUCGAUCUAAACGACAACGUAGAUAUCGAAAAGGCCAAGAGCCAAGAGCCGCCGCUGCACUACCACAACGGUACGGUGGUGCGCAUGAUCGACUUCGCGCCCGACGUGGAGUCGCCAAUGCACCGUGCCGUGUCUCUCGACUACGGCAUCGUGGUGGAGGGCACCUUCAAGCUGAUCCUCGACUCGGGCGAGGAGAGGAUCAUGCACCAGGGAGACGUGAGCAUCCAGCGGGCGACCGCGCAUAAAUGGCACAACAUCUCGGGCAACGGCACCCAGCCGGGGCGCAUGAUGUGGAUUCUGCUGGACUGCAAGGACGUCUACGUCAAGGGCAAGAAGAUGGAGGGCUACCUCGGGGAGCUCACCCAGUACUACGAAGGCCGCGAGCCCUAA